Molecule: messenger RNA, 1731 nt
Organism: Prunus armeniaca (apricot)
Lineage: Eukaryota; Viridiplantae; Streptophyta; Magnoliopsida; Rosales; Rosaceae
Source: the annotation of a GenBank genome assembly
AUGGACGAGAAUUCAGCACUAAUCGAAUCAAUUCUCAGAGAGCAAGAGGAGGAGGAGGCAGAAAGAUAUGGUAAGAAGGUGAACAAUGAGAGGACCCAAAGCGGCGAUGCUUAUGGCUGGCAAACGGUGUCGUAUCAGAAGCGAAACCGAAAGGUCUCGUCCAAGGCACUUCCGGCGGACUCGAACGGUGAUCUCCACAUCGGAGCUUCCUCCGCCUCCGACGUGUUCCGGCCAAUCGAGCUGCAUUCCGAGGAGCGCCGUCGGAAAACUCUGGAGGCUCAGGCGGCCGCCGCUUCCGGAGAUUCCGCCGGCGGCGGAUCGAAGCUGGAUUCCGAUGACGACGAUGAGGAUAGCAAUGCUGAGGUGUCUGGGACUGUGGAAAAUGGCGAGGUGAAGAAGGUUAAGACUAAGAAGCCGAAGAAGCCGAAGGUGACUGUGGCUGAGGCGGCUUCGAAGAUCGACGCAGAUCAUCUCGGCGCUUUUCUCGCUGAUAUUACUGCUUCGUAUGAAAAGCAACAAGACAUACAGCUUAUGCGUUUGGCGGAUUAUUUCGGUCGAGCAUUUGCGUCGGUCAGUUCGGCUCAAUUUCCAUGGUUGAAGACGUUCAAGGAAUCCACUGUGGCAAAGUUGGUUGAUAUCCCUCUUUAUCAUAUAUCUGAAAAUGUUUAUAAGACAUCAGUUGACUGGAUCGGCCACUGCUCUACUGAAGCACUUGGAUCGUUCGUGCUAUGGUCAUUGGACAGCAUUCUUGCUGACCUUACAAAUCAUCAAGGAGCAGCCAAGGGAUCCAAAAAGGUGGCCCAGCAAGCACCUUCAAAGUCUCAGGUUGCCAUAUUCGUGGUUUUAGCAAUGGUGUUGCGGCGAAAACCUGAUGUAUUGAUUAACUUACUUCCAGUGAUGAAGGAAAGUCCAAAAUAUCAAGGCCAAGAUAAGCUUCCAAUCACAGUGUGGUUGAUUGCACAGGCUUCUCAAGGAGAUCUGGUUGUGGGGUUGUACACAUGGGUUCAUUUUCUCUUGCCUAUAUUGAGUAGCAAGUCAAGUAGUAAUCCGCUGGCUAGAGACUUGAUUUUGCAAUCGGUGGAAAGAAUUUUGUCUUCUCCCAAAGCUCGUCCUAUUCUAUUAAAUGGUGCUGUCAGAAAGGGGGAGCACAUAGUGCCACCAUCGGCCCUUGAUCUGUUGAUGAGAGCUUCUUUUCCUGCACCUUCUGCCCGAGUUAAGGCAACUGAGAGGUUUGAGGCUGUUUAUCCAACCUUGAAAGAGAUUUCCCUUGCUGGUUCCCCGGGUAGCAAAACAAUGAGGCAGGUCACACAGCAGAUAUUGAAAUAUUCAGUUAAAGCUGUUAAAGAAGGCAUCCCUGAUCUGUCUAAGGAAGCAAGUGACAUUUUUAUUUGGUGUUUGACACAAAACCCUGAAUGUUACAGGCAGUGGGACAUGCUUUAUCUGGAGAAUCUUGAUGCAAGUGUUGUUGUCCUGAAAAAGCUAUCUGACGAGUGGAAGGAGCAUGCCACAUUGGCAGCGGGAGAUGAUUUUGCCCACCAUUCACUUUUGAAGGAUGCAGACAAAUAUUGCAAGCUGAUUUUGGGACGAUUGUCUCAAGGGCACGGAUGCAUGAAGAGCAUGGUGCUUGUGUCUGUUGCCCUGGCUGUGGGCGCUGCUAUCAUGUCACAAAACAUACAACCUGAGGACCUCAAGAAACUUGCAGCCAUGUUCAACUUUCCCCCAACUCUGUAA